Glarea lozoyensis ATCC 20868 is the source of this 1854-nucleotide messenger RNA. RefSeq lists its product as uncharacterized. The record is from RefSeq and is a predicted model, not a curated record. The transcript is spliced from 11 exons. Lineage: Eukaryota; Fungi; Ascomycota; Leotiomycetes; Helotiales; Helotiaceae. Bases 1 to 1854 code for a protein of 617 amino acids.
AUGUACGUUAAGUCAUUCUUUUGCAAUUUGCUGCUUGCCGGUGCCAUUGCCAGCUUUGCAAACGCCUCGCCUGCAGAGCUAUACCAGAGAGCGGGAUGUUCGACGACCACGACUGUCACGGCGUCUAGGACUGCUACCAAGACUACCACUCAGACGGAAACAACUCAGGUCACCAAAACUGCCACCAGGACUACCACUCAGACGCAAACAGUGUCAACUCAGGUCACCAAAACUCUCACGUCAACUUCCAGAAGCACUCUCACGCUUACAAAAACCAACACGCAACAAGCCAGGACUACCGUCACCUCCACAAUAAUCCAGGGAAUCAGCAAGCAAGUCACGCUCACGGAGACUUUACCAGCAACCUACAUUGCAACAACGACAUUGAUUUCCACUAUCUAUAACAAUGCGCAACUGACAUUGACUGAGACAUUUCCUGCGACGACCACGUUGAUUUCCACCAUUUACGCUAAUGAGCAGUUGACAUUGACUACAACACUUCCCGCGACGGCCACGUUAACUUCCACAAUUUACGCCAAUGAGCAGUUGACGUUAACGCAGACGGAGCAAGCAACAUACACAUCAAUCAUUACAGAAAACCCUACGUAUAUCAGCACGAUUACGCUCAAUCCAACAGAGUACUCUACAAUUACUGAGCUCCCAACCUACAUCAGCACUAUUACUUCAAAUCCAGUUGUCACUGUCACACUCACCGAGACAGGCUCUGCCUCCACCACCCUGACGACUACUCUCCCAGCCACGGAAUAUUCAACUAGCACAAUCACAGAAACUCAAACACAGAGUGCACAAAUCACAUUGACUGAGACGCAGAGUGCUACCUACGUCUCCACGAUCACCGAGACACAAACACAGUCGGCUUCAUUGACCAUUACAACAACGCUUCCAGCUACCGCAUACUCAACCAUCACUGAAACCGAAACUCAAUCUGCAUCGCUGACUCUGACAACCACGCUUCCAGCUACGGCAUUUUCUACGAUCACUGAAACAGAAACACUUAGUGCUCAACUUACCUUGACCGAGACCAAGGGCGCUACCUAUGUUUCGACAAUUACUGAGACCGAAACACAGUCUGCAUCGCUCACUCUAACAACUACCCUUCCAGCUACCGCGUUCUCAACUGUUACGUCAACUGAAACAGCCAGCGCGCAAUUGACUGUGACAGAAACCAAAGGAGCCACCUAUGUCUCGACUAUUACUGAGUUUGCGACCUACACAUCCAAUGCCGCCAUCACAAUCACCAAGACCAAUGACGAGACCACUGUCGUUACUCGCACAAGUGGUGCCUUAAUAACAGUCACUCAAACAACAGGCGCCGUCAUAACUGUCACUCAAACCACUGGGGCUGUGGUUACCACCUACAACUCUGCCACUGUCCGGAACACCGUGACAGCAGUGACAACUGUCACAAGCUCUGUUUGCGCCGUUGCUUCACCUACUUGCGUACCAGGUGCCAUCGUUAAUGGGGGAUUUGAGUCCAGCGCUUCUUCUCCGGCGCCUUGGGUGUCAGAUUUUAUACAAACAACAACCACAGAAUCUAAGAUCUCUCAAUCGAUCAAUCUCUGUGCGGGCUCCUGGGCCACCCUCAUCGCUUACGGAAAAGCAUCGAAUUCAGCCAACACUGCAGUUUGCACCGCUAAAAUCUGCUUCGAUACUGUUUGCCAUUCCCAGUUACUUUCUACAGCCUACCCUACAUCAUCUACGGGAGCACUACAGCUUUCCUACAGCCCUACCGUCUCCGGCCCUGUUGCUAUAAUUGUUUCCGUCACGUGUACGGGCGUUAGCACAGGAAAUGGGAAAGGCACAGUCUCCUUUGACGACAUAUCGGUCUCAUAA